AUGUUCAGUGGGGCUUGGAAGCUUGGAUUGAGGCUCUGUUCGCGUGAUGUGUGGAGCUGCCGGGUAACCUCAUGUAACGUCUGGGGGGCGCAAGUUCCAGAGCUUGUUGAGAAGAGGUAUUUUGAUAAGUUCGAGGGCACAGUAUCGACCGUUACCGCUACUGACACCACCGCUACCGGUCAAUAAUUGCCGGAGCCACGAUUAGGAGGUAGCUAGUGAUCUGCCCUCCAUUUAUCUGUUUCUCUGAUGCUCAAGCUAACUAUUUAACAUGCAGACGACCCACCAAACAAAGCAGUAUCAUACAGUCAAAUAUCUCAGUUGCUUCAGAUGGCCUCCCGCUUGGUUCUUUGCAUAGGAGAUCUCCAUAUCCCGGAUAGAGCUCCGGUACAUCUCUCUUUAACCUCCCAAACUUGUCCGAGUAUUCAAUAAGCUAAUUCCCUUGUAGGACAUUCCAGCCAAGGUGUCUCCUCUCCCACCCUUGUCCAUCUACCCCUCCAAACCCGCAAUCUAACAAUCACCAGUUCCGCAAACUCCUCUCUCCCGGAAAGAUCGGACAGAUCCUCUGCCUGGGGAACCUGACGGACAAGGAAACCUAUGAUUUUCUUCGAAGUGUAGCUCCAGAGUUACAGAUUGUCAAGGGCGAUUUCGACACCGACGCUACUAAUCUUCCUCUAUCGAAGGUCGUCACGCAUGGGAAUCUGCGUAUUGGAUUUACGCAUGGUCAUACCAUUGUACCACAGGGUGACAGCGAUUCCUUACUGAUUGAGGCAAGGAGGCUUGAUUGUGAUGUGCUGGUUUGGGGCGGUACUCAUCGAUUUGAGGCGUACGAACUCGAGGGAAGGUUCUUCAUUAAUCCAGGUUAGGGAUUUUGGGGUUUAGAGGUCGGGGAACAAGGUGCUGAUGGGGCGUAGGGUCUGCGACUGGCGCUAUCUCUGGUGGAUGGGUUUCGACGGAUGAGCCUAUUGUUCCCAGUUUCUGCUUGAUGGAUGUGAGUUUGAUUCCGGCCAAUAAUUAUGGGGGCCGGAGCAGGAUCUAACUGUCUAUAGGUACAAGGGAGUGUACUUGUGCUCUAUGUCUACCAGCUCCGUACAGAUGAGAAGGGGGUCGAGAGCGUCGGUGUCGAGAAGGUCACAUUUAGGAAAAACGGCGAAGCCCCUUCGUAGCUCAACCAGGGAGUCUGGUGAGACGUUGGUAGUCGAAAUAUGUACAUUUUUUCGGUCCUCAAUGGCGAUUGGGUUUCAUUUUCUUUUCUUUCACAUCAUGUUUAGUUGGUGUUACGAAUACGUGAGAUGCGAACUGAUGGAUGCUGUGGGGUGGCAUGCUGAUUCCAGAGCAUUUGCCUUUAAUGAAUACCAGAUGAUUGGUUAUUGGGGGAAAAAUCAAAACGGGUACCUAAAAAUACAAUGCUCAAGAAAGGAACGCAAAAAAAGCGUCGCCAACGCAUAUAACUAGGGCCGGACCUUAGAAAGAGGCAACACCUCCUAAGGACUCCUCACCCGGGGUAACGGUCCAGCUAGAACGAGGAAUAUAGACCGCAGGACAGGCUUUUGAAGACCCUUUGACAAAUCAGACCGUUCAGGUACUGAUCCCAACCGAAGAUCUAAGAGCACAGCAACCCGUCUCACCCUCUCAUCACCUUAAAACCCGUCACCCUGUCUCCCUCCCAACCCCAAAGAUCCAUACUUCGCACCUGGGACCAAACUCUUAUGAUCCGCUGGGUUUGCAGCAGCCUCAUACAACGUAACCACAUGCUCUUUCUUCAACUCGGUCCAAUCCCCCUUAAACCCCAAAUAAGAGAUCUGCGUAAACUCCUCCCCAUCCGAGUAAUUAUUCUCAAAGAAGAGUGUCAGGGAUCUAGUAUUGUUGAACAACGCCCGCUUCACUGGGAUCUCCAUAACUCUAUCAUUGCCGGGAGGCGGCAUCGGGAGGUCCAGUGCCUGUACGGCUUGGGUAUCACCAGCGGAACUAAAGUCCAUAUCGUCCCUGUUCGAAAAGAGCUUCAAGGUUUUCGGAGCAGAGACUCCGGGGUCCGCGCCGAUGAGGAUUGAAUGGAGCUUUACGAGGCCGACAAAUCUGGUAUUGUUAUCUCCUCAAUAUCCCCGGAUCGAUGAAUUGAUUGUUAGUUACUAGGGUAGGGAGGGAAGGGGUACGAACGGGAUGAACAUUAAGAGUUCCUCAUCCGCAUCACUUUCGACAAUGGGAGUGCUGGCGAGCCG
Molecule: messenger RNA, 2216 nt
Organism: Tuber aestivum (summer truffle)
Lineage: Eukaryota; Fungi; Ascomycota; Pezizomycetes; Pezizales; Tuberaceae
Source: the annotation of a GenBank genome assembly